This is a messenger RNA of Bubalus bubalis (water buffalo), 3309 nucleotides long. RefSeq names its product DENN domain containing 6B (gene DENND6B). The coding region runs from base 1431 to 3182 and encodes 583 amino acids. The record is from RefSeq and is a predicted model, not a curated record. The transcript has 19 exons. Gene Ontology annotation, molecular function: guanyl-nucleotide exchange factor activity. Gene Ontology annotation, cellular component: recycling endosome. Lineage: Eukaryota; Metazoa; Chordata; Mammalia; Artiodactyla; Bovidae.
CAGCAGCAGCAGCAGCCUCCCUCCUCUUGGCUCUUCCUUCUUGCUGCCGCCUUAGCUGACAUCUUGUGAUUUCUACGUGACCCACCCGUUCCACUGUCCUUUAGAGACAUGUUUUCACACUCUCCAUAAAUAUAGGCCCCUCAGAGUUGUUGGGGGUUCAGUUCCAGGCCACUGUAGUAAAGCCAGUCACACAGAUUUCCUGGCUUCCCAGCACAUAAAAAAGUUAUGGCUACACAGCUUUCCUGGUGGCUCAGACAGUAAAGAAUCCGCCUGCGAUGCAGGGGACCCGGGUUCAGCCCCUGGGUUGGGAAGAUCCCCUGGAGAAGGGAAUGGCCAUCCAGCCCAGUAUUCUUGCCUGGAGAAUUCCAUGGACAGAGGAGCCUGGUGGGCUACAGUCCAUGGGGUCGCAAAAGAGUCCGACACGACUGAGCGACUAACGCUGCUACUACUACCCUAGACUCGGGUGUAACGAGCAAGAAAUCGCACCGUAUCUAAAAACGAUGUAUGUACCUUUAUUUCAAAGUGCUUCCCUGCUAAAAAACGCUAUCGUUUGAGCCUUCAGUAAGUCAUCUUUUUGCAACAGUAGUAUCAAAUACAUAGAUCACAGGUCACUGAAAUACAUAGAGUGGUGAAAAAGUUUCAGAUAUUGUGGAAGUUACGAGGAUACGACGCAGAAGUGUGACGUGAGAAAAUGGCACCCGUAGAAUUGCUAAGCCCUUAAUUUGUGAAAUAGUCACGACGUCCAGAAGCACAAUAAAGCAAAGUGUAAUAAAACGAGACACACCUGCGGCGCGGUAUCUGGUGAGGGUCUGCUGCCUGCCAGGGGUCCAAGGCAGAAGUGCCUGGGACACAGUCCCGGGCCUCGGGACACUUGGUGGCCGCAGAGGAGACUGUAGGCCCAGAGCAGACAGAGGCAGGAGCUACACGAUUGCGCCAGCGGGAGUCCCAGGGCCCAGCACUCAGCAUCUGGGGUUCAGGGCACAGCCCAGAAGAAGCCUAGUUUCAGCCAAAGCCCACGUGCUCCUCUGCCUGGGAGUUUGGCACAGAGUGAGAAGGGGGCCACGCACACCAGCCCCCUCAGCUCCUGGUCCACUGCAGGCAGCCACUGGAACCAGCCUGCUACUCUGAGCACAGGCCAGGGCAGCGGCGCCGCCCAAGGAACAGCAGCGCUCUGGGGGCUGCCUGCUGUUUUUUGCUUCCCGCAAGAAGAUCCAUUCAGACCCGCUGCCUGAGCACAGGGCUGCUGGCCGGACAGGCAAGCCUCAACCUGCUUGGCUCCCCUCGAGCAUGCCCUGUCUCCUAGAUACAGCCUGGCCAGCUGGUCGUGCUCCCUGGACACUUCUGGGGCUUGGGUACCCCACAGGUCAUGCUCCAAACCGGGAGCAGCCUGGAAGCUCCCGGACCCCUCACUAGUGGGGGUUGGAGUGAAGAUGCUCAGAGGCAAGGGUGUCAGCGUCAGGCACCACCUAGUGAAGCCGGGACGAGGAGGCUGGUUGCCCGCGCGAGCAAGCGGGGAGGGAAGGCUGGUGUACCCCAGCGACUUCCAGCUCACGGACAAGGAGAAAAGCAGCAUCUGCUACCUGUCCUUUCCCGACUCCCACUCAGGCUGCCUUGGGGACACGCAGUUCAGCUUUCGCAUCCGUCAGUGUGGAGGGCAGAGGCGCCCCGGGCACGCGGGUGAGAAGCGUGGCGACAGUGGGGCCCCCGCGUCACUUCAGAGAGAGCCUGCACACUACUUUGGCUACGUGUACUUCAGGCAGGUGAAGGACAGCUCCGUGAAGCGGGGCUACUUCCAGAAGUCGCUGGUGCUGCUGUCCCGCCUGCCCUUUGUCCGGCUGUUCCAGGCACUGCUGGGCCUGGUGGCCCCCGAGUUCUUCGACAAGCUGGCGCCCUGCCUGGAAGCAGUCUGCAACGAGAUCGACCAGUGGCCGGCGCCCGCGCCGGGGCAGACCCUGAGCCUUCCCGUCAUGGGAGUCGUCCUCCAGGUGCACAUCCCGUCGAGAGCGGACACAUCUGAGCCCGGGCCCCUGGAGCCCAGCGGCCACGAGACCCUGCUGCCAGCCCCGGUGGUCCUCCACAGCGUCCACGAGCUGGACCUGUUCAGGUGCUUCCGGCCCGUGCUGGCCCACGUGCAGCUGCUGUGGGAGCUGAUGCUCCUCGGGGAGCCCCUGCUGGUCCUGGCGCCUUCGCCCGCCGUGUCCUCCGAGAUGGUCCUGGCGCUGACCAGCUGCCUGCAGCCGCUCAAGUUCUGCUGCGAUUACCGCCCCUACUUCACCAUCCAUGACAGCGAGUUCAAGGAGUUCACCACUCGCACGCAGGCCCCACCAAACGUGGUCCUGGGAGUCACAAACCCUUUCUUUAUCAAAACGCUCCAGCACUGGCCCCACAUUCUCCGAGUCGGGGAGCCCAGGAUGUCAGGGGACCUUCCCAAGCAGGUCAAACUGAAAAAGCCCUCGAGGCUGAAGACCCUGGACACCAAGCCAGGCCUCUACACCGCGUACACGGCCCACCUCCACCGAGACAAGGCCCUGCUCAGACGGCUGCUGAAGGUACCGCUGGGGGUGGGGUGCUCCCCGUGGGAGGAGGACCCAGGCCUGGUGCUUUGGCUCAGCCCUGGCGACCCCCAGGGCCUGCAGAAGAAGCGGCCGUCGGAUGUGCAGACGGCGGUGCUGAGGCGCCACCUCUUGGAGCUCACUCAGAGCUUCAUCAUCCCUCUGGAGCACUACAUGGCCAGCCUCAUGCCGCUGCAGAAGGGCAUCGUGCCCUGGAAGACUCCUCCCCAGAUCCGCCCCUUCUGCCAGGAUGACUUCCUGCAAAGCCUGGAGCGAUCUGGCCCCCAGCUCACCUGUGUCCUCAAGGGCGACUGGCUGGGCCUCUACAGGCGGUUUUUCAAGUCCCCCCAUUUUGACGGGUGGUACCGGCAGCGGCACAGGGAGAUGACCCAGAAGCUUGAGGCCCUUCACCUCGAGGCCAUCUGUGAGGCGAACAUCGAGAUCUGGAUGAAGGACAAGUCUGAGGUGGAGGUUGUGGAUCUGAUCCUGAAACUUCGGGAGAGGCUGGUUCGGGCGCAGGGCCACCAGCUGCCCGUGAAGGAGGCGACACUGAAGCGGGCGCGGCUGUACAUCGACACGGCCAUCGGCUCCCUGCCCAAGGACCUGCAGGCCGUCCUGUGCCCUCCCUAGGGCGGUGCCCGUGGGCCCCGGCCAGAGUCUGGCAGCUGCUUUCCUCCCCCGCCCCCCCACGAGCUCCCUGCUUCCCCCCACCUGGCACUACCGUCGUCCAGCAGUAAAGGUGGCAUUUGGAACCAUA